This is a messenger RNA of Alosa sapidissima (American shad), 4217 nucleotides long. It is a transcript of the gene kpna3, whose product is annotated as karyopherin alpha 3 (importin alpha 4). Gene Ontology annotation, molecular function: protein binding; nuclear import signal receptor activity. The record is from RefSeq and is a predicted model, not a curated record. Gene Ontology annotation, cellular component: cytoplasm; nucleus; nucleoplasm. Gene Ontology annotation, biological process: NLS-bearing protein import into nucleus. Bases 297 to 1829 code for a protein of 510 amino acids. Lineage: Eukaryota; Metazoa; Chordata; Actinopteri; Clupeiformes; Clupeidae. The transcript has 18 exons.
UCUGACCCAUAACGACUUCGGUUACGUUUGCUAAAGCUAUCAUGUGUAGUUGUUGAGCCAGGCUCUGCCUAACAAACAAUCUAAUUUUGUAUGUAACUUAGUGAUAGACAUGUCACUGUAUCUAGCCAAUGGCUGUGUUUCAUAAAUAUGUUGGCUGAAGUAACAUUAGAAUGAGGACAUGUAUAAAUCACCGAGGAGUGGUGUUUGAUGCCUGAUGGAAGGAGCCGCAGUGUCCACCAUAGAGAAACAACUCGGAUUCUGCCCAUUUCACAUUAGUAGGAUGGAAAUAUAUUUUGAUGAAAUACAAGCCAAGUUUCAUAUUCAAAACAAUGCGAAGACACCGUAAUGAAGUGACAGUAGAAUUGAGAAAGAACAAACGAGAUGAGCACCUGCUGAAGAAGCGCAACGUUCCUCAGGAGGAGAGCCUCGAGGACUCAGACGUCGACUCAGACUUCAAAGGGCAAAAUGUAACACUAGAUGCCAUCCUACAGAACGCAACCAGUGACAAUGCAGUAGUACAGCUCAGUGCAGUGCAGGCCGCCAGAAAAUUACUCUCCAGUGAUAGAAACCCGCCCAUUGAUGACUUGAUCAAAUCUGGAAUCCUCCCCAUUCUAGUAAAAUGCCUGGAAAGGGAUGACAAUCCCUCGUUGCAGUUCGAGGCAGCCUGGGCCCUGACCAACAUCGCAUCCGGCACAUCCGCACAGACCCAGGCCGUGGUCAAGUCCAGUAAGUAUGCAGUUCCCCUGUUUCUGCGGCUGCUCCACUCUCCCCACCAGAACGUGUGUGAACAGGCCGUGUGGGCGCUCGGUAACAUCAUCGGUGAUGGCCCUCAGUGUAGAGAUUACGUCAUCUCUCUGGGCGUGGUCAAGCCGCUGCUGUCCUUCAUCAAUCCCUCGAUUCCCAUCACCUUCCUGCGGAAUGUCACCUGGGUCAUUGUCAACCUGUGCAGGAACAAGGAUCCUCCGCCACCCAUGGAGACCGUCCAGGAGAUCCUGCCAGCCCUUUGUGUCCUAAUAUACCACACUGAUAUAAAUAUCCUGGUGGACACCGUCUGGGCGCUCUCCUACCUGACAGAUGGAGGCAAUGAGCAGAUUCAGAUGGUCAUUGACUCGGGGGUCGUGCCCUUCCUGGUCCCGCUGCUCAGCCACCAGGAGGUCAAAGUUCAGACGGCUGCCCUGAGGGCGGUGGGGAACAUCGUCACGGGGACAGACGAGCAGACACAGGUGGUUCUGAACUGUGACGUCCUCUCACAUUUCCCCAACCUUCUCACACACCCAAAAGAGAAGAUCAACAAGGAGGCGGUGUGGUUCCUCUCCAACAUCACCGCGGGCAACCAGCAGCAGGUCCAGGCAGUGAUCGAUGCCGGGCUCAUCCCCAUGAUCAUUCACCAGCUGGCCAAGGGCGACUUUGGUACACAGAAAGAAGCCGCCUGGGCUAUCAGCAAUCUGACAAUAAGUGGCAGAAAGGACCAGGUGGAGUACCUUGUCCAGCAGAAUGUGAUCCCGCCCUUCUGUAACCUGCUGUCGGUGAAGGACUCGCAGGUGGUGCAGGUGGUGUUGGACGGCCUCAAGAACAUCCUCAUCAUGGCUGGAGAUGAGGCCAGCACCAUCACAGACAUAAUCGAGGAGUGUGGAGGUUUGGAGAGGAUUGAACAUCUCCAGCAGCAUGAAAAUGAAGACAUCUACAAACUGGCGUUUGAGAUCAUCGAUCAGUACUUCUCAGGAGACGAUAUCGAUGAAGACCCAAGCCUCAUCCCCGACGCUACUCAGGGAGGAACCUUCAACUUUGACCCCGCCCCUAACCUGCAGACUAAGGAGUUCAAGUUCUAGGUGAGCGCGUGUUUGGGUGGGUGUGGCCUGCUCCUCAUUCCGGCCCCGCCCCGCCCCCAAGACAUGGCGCCAACACACCAGAUCUACUGGACACAUACACACACAUGCAGACAUACACACACGCACUGAAGGAUCAGCCUCUUCACCACCCAUCCUCUCUGAUGCUUCUGAACGAAGGAACGCAAAAAAAAAAAACGAAACAGAAACCGACCACAGACUAAAAAAUGAUCACCACCCGCCUCCUCUGUCACUGCAGUUGCCAAAAAGUUGCUCUUUUUCCUUUUUUUUUUCUUCACUGUUCUCUCUCUCUCACACACACACACACUCACUCACUCACUCACUCACUCUUUCUCUCUCUCUCUCUCUCUCAUGUAGACUGGAGUCAGAGUCAAACAAUGUGCAUGAAAGUUAACACACAGACACACACACAGACACACAAAGAAGAAAUGUGUGAUCAAACCAGGCCUCAUGUUCUUGAGGGAUGGACUUGUGUGAAAUCCUCACUUUGAAGAAGGCAGGGAUUCCCUCCCCUCUCAUCAGACGGUCACCCUCCUCCCUCACCCCCACCCCACCUCAACAUAUGAAACCUCUGUGCACAGUGUCCCAAGAGGCCAGACCCCCAUAACCCAGCCUUGAGAGGUACAGGCCUACACUUCCCUGAAUUCCUUUGGGGCUCUGCUCUCAGGCUGGGGAAGGAGGUUCCCUCCACACCCCUCUUGGACACCAGAUUUUUUUUUUUUGGUCCAAAUCUAAUGGAGUCAUCAUGAAAACUACAAAUGAACCAUGGAUGUUGCGUUCAAAAGGAAAAUAAUGAAAGGAAAAGACAACACACCACACUUGAACAGAGGAGAUCAUUUUCUUUCAAAGCGUUGUCAUCUGUUCUGAUUUUGAACACACAAACAUGAACAUAAACAUAAACAGCCUGACUCAUGCACACAGGAUGGAAGUGAACUCUGUGAGAUCGACGCCUGGUGGUAGCCCACCCCACCCCACCCCCCCGUCACCUCUCCCUCUGGGGCCAGGGAGCCCCACCCUAACCCCUCACCUGCCCAGAACCACCACACUGCUCCACACCUACCACUGCUGAGUCUGCUGGAGCACCAGGACCCCACCCACCCAGAAACCCUUGCCCCCCACCACCACCACCCUUCCUGUCUGGACCUGCACUGAAAAGAGCCCCUCAGCUGAAGACUGACCCUUCCUCUCACAGACACAUACACACCAUUUGUUUAGUGUCCCCCCCCCCCCCCCUUCGCUUAGAGGGAGCUCAACUCUCUGCUGUUCAUUGUAAGGGCAAAAGAGAGAGAGAGUGGCUCAAACACAAGAGUUUGCUGCAGCAGUUGGAUUUAUCGGAAAUACAUUAUUUUAUUUUUUGUUUUAGUAUAAGUUUUUUUUUUUUUAGUCUGGAGUGGCAACAGUGACUGCCCCACCACCCUUUUCUCUCUCUCUUCCAACCCCCGAAUCCUCUGCACAUCCCCUGCAGUUACCCCUCAACCCCCCCCCAACCACCACCACCCUUCUCUAUUACCUGUGGUUAGUGGAACUGCAGUAUGUGUCACUGCGCUGUGGAGGAACCCAUUCCCGUCGGCAGGGUUCCGCUUUUAUUUUUCUUUCGCUUUUUUUAUUUUCAAUUCUGACAUUUUAUUUGCCACAGACCUAAUUGUACAAACAAACAAAAAAAAACAAAAAAAUGAAACUUAAACAUAACUAUCCAACUUUCUGCUCACGUAAGGUCUUUUAUGAAGCCGCUGCUGCACCUACUAGUCUUUUGGUUGGGACACUUGCAGGCGCUAACCUUGUUUUACUGAUGUCUGCAGUCACCAGGAAUGCUGGUGUAACAUGCAUAUUUGUGAUGACAGAACGCUGUUCUUUGGACAUGGGCUUUCUCACUGUUUGUGACUGGACAUUUUCUUUGUUUUCCCUGUGCAUUCACUUUGUAAAGGGAUUUGAAAAAAAAAACGAUCUAUAUAUAAAUAUAUAAAUAUACAUUUGGACUAAUGUAGUAAUGUUUUGGCUGUGAACUACUGAACGAGAGCUGGAGAAACAGCCAGAGCCUCUUGGAAUAGCCAUUUCUAAUUGAUGAACAAAAACUCCUAGCAGGUGUACCUUCCUGACAAAUAUCUAGACACAUAGUAAAGAGCCACUUUAAAGGUAAGAUUUUUUCUUUUUUGUCUUGUAUCAGAAACGGAUACAAGCUUAUGCUUGUUGCAAGAUUUUACUUGCUAAAGAGAAAAAAAAAAACAUAAAUAUGAAAAAGCGACAGAUAGCAUUUUGGCCUCUGAUUGUUUAUAUCUUUUUAUAAAUUUUAGAAUCAAUUUCUCUUUAAGGUGGCUCAUUGUCUCUUUUCAACUCCUGUGCAUAUUAAAGAAAAGAAUGAGUUGAAAUUCA